Messenger RNA from Sabethes cyaneus, 692 nucleotides. RefSeq lists its product as uncharacterized. Gene Ontology annotation, cellular component: membrane. The record is from RefSeq and is a predicted model, not a curated record. NCBI's taxonomy places the organism in Eukaryota, Metazoa, Arthropoda, Insecta, Diptera, Culicidae. The transcript has 2 exons. Gene Ontology annotation, biological process: cell adhesion; tissue regeneration. The coding region runs from base 22 to 516 and encodes 164 amino acids.
UACCACCCACUCAGCACGCAAAUGAAGAACUCGGUCCCGACCGUUAGCAGCAUACGUGGAGCAAUGGAAUCAUCCAAGAGCGUCCAGCACACUGUGUCGUCACUUUCGGCCACUCCCAUUGGCGGUGAUAUGUUCUACGAAAGUGAAUCAAUGUACAAUUCUGUGAUGGAAUACAACAGCUACGAUCUGUACCGGAGUGUUCUCGAGAUCACACUGAACAUUUCAUUCCUCGCUGCAACCAGCAAUCAGCUGAGGCUGUUGGUUAGUUUUCGUGAGGCGCAAAAUUUCAUCGCCAGCACAGUGCUUGUUUUAAUUUCUCUGGUAACGCAAAUUUUAAUUGCCAUCAACGUGGUCACCAUUGCGGUGCACAACCAGCACCGUUGGACUAAGCUUAAGGCUGCAACUUCCGUAGGAUGCAUUCUGCUGACUGUAAUCAACAUAGUUAUUCCAUUUAUCAUCAAUGUGGAACAUUCCAGAGUGGACUAUUCGGAAAUAUAUCCACAUCAUAUGCAUUGAAAAACAAUUAAUUGUACCCAAAUAGCAUACAGGGUCACAUAAUUGAAUAAAUACUCGGAUAAUUGUUUGGAUUCUGAAUCAAAAAGAGACCAAUUUUUGAAAGAUUACUUUUAAUUACAGUACAAUUUAGUAUUUUUGAGAGUUUCCCCUAUCAAUAUAGUAAUAUAACAGUAUAU